Molecule: messenger RNA, 842 nt
Organism: Phlebotomus papatasi
Lineage: Eukaryota; Metazoa; Arthropoda; Insecta; Diptera; Psychodidae
Gene: Prosbeta1
Product: proteasome subunit beta type-6
Exons: 3
Coding region: 120-794 (224 amino acids)
Cellular component (GO): proteasome core complex
Molecular function (GO): threonine-type endopeptidase activity
Source: RefSeq, a predicted model, not a curated record
AUAACCUAAUUUCGAAGAAUCAGCCUUGUCAUCGCCGGAAAACAUUUCUCAGCAUAAAUUGCUUUUAUUUGCUUUAUUUGUCGUGAAAAUCCAGUGAAAUUUUGUGGUGAACUGUAAUCAUGGACUUUGGGAAUGAUUGGAUGGAUGCUAAGCACAGCACGGGGACAACCAUCAUGGCUGUGGAGUUUAAGGAUGGCGUGAUAAUUGGGGCAGAUUCCCGCACGAGCACUGGCACUUAUGUGGCCAACAGGGUGACGGACAAACUCACCAGAAUCACCGAUCACAUUUACUGCUGUCGCAGUGGAUCAGCUGCAGACACUCAAGCUAUUGCCGGAAUUGUGGCUUAUUCCCUCAAUUACCACGAAAAUCAGACUGGGGAGGAGCCUUUGGUGUCUGAGGCAGCUGCUGAGUUCAAGAAGUACUGCUACAAUUACAGAGGUGAGCUCGUGGCGGGGAUUAUUGUGGCCGGAUGGGAUAGGAAAUUAGGUGGUCAGGUCUACUCCAUCCCUCUGGGGGGCAUGUGUGUUCGAGAUAAAGUCACAAUUGGCGGUUCCGGAAGCUCCUAUGUCUACGGAUUCGUCAAGGAAUACUUCAAGGAGAACAUGGCCCAGGAAGAGUGCGUGAACUUCGUGAAGAAGACAGUCUUUCAUGCCAUGCAUCACGAUGGAAGCUCUGGAGGAGUCUGUCGUAUUGGGAUCAUCACGAAGGAUGGAGUGGAACGCAGGAUCUUCUUUGCACCUCACGAGGGGGUUUCCGUUGAGCCCCAAGCCACUCCAAUGGCUGUAUCAUCUUAAGAUGGAAUCUUUGUAUGCUCUGAUUCAAUAAAUAAUUAAUUAAAAUCA